AACAGCAAAGAAGAAAAGUACCUGGCCGCACAGAAGACAGCUACCCCGAAACGCGGACUGAACAUACCUGUGACCGACGAGAGGGCCCCACGCACUUCUUUCCCACUCCCACCAGAGCAGAGUGAAGAGCUAGCUCUCCUCCGACUCCGAGCGCCGCCGUCGCCGCCGCCGCCGCCGGAGCUAGUGACCGAUGGACGGCUUCACGACCUCGCGCCCCGCCUCCUUCGUCCUCUGCGCCAUCCUCUCCUUUCUUAACCUCUUCGCCUUCCUCCUUGCCGUCGGCGCCGAGCGCCGACGCAGCACCGGGAAGGUGGUGCCGGACAAGUACGACGAGCGGUCCUACUGCCUCUACGACACCGACGCAUCCACGGUCUACGGCGUCGCCGCCUUCUUCGUGCUCCUGCUCCAGCAGGCGAUCGUCACCGCCGCCACGCGGUGCCUCUGCUUCGGUCCCGCGCUCUCCUCCCGCGGCUGCGCCGUCACCGCAUUCGUCCUAUCCUGGUUAACAUUCCUCGUUGCGGAAGCUUGCCUUAUAGGAGGAUCAGUGAGGAAUGCAACACACACCAAGUAUUUAGGCUACUACAUGAAGCAUGAUUUGGUCUCCUGUGCCGCGCUUCGCAAGGGAGUCUUUGCAGCUGCUGCUGCGAUGAUGGUCAUCAACCUCUUGGCGUCCCUAUUGUACUACUGGAGUUACUCGAAAGCCGCAACUGGCGGGUUCAUGAAGCACCAAAAUGAGGUUGGCGUGGGCAUGACUGAUUACGGUCUUGACAAGGGUGUUUCUGGGCCCUGAGUUGGCAUCUUGUUGCUGUGUGUGUGCACUAGGGGUCAUACCUACAAUCUACUUAUCUUUCAAGUGUCCUGUACCUGAAGCUCUGUUGUGGCUCGACACAGUGAAUGAUACCAGAAUUGUACUUUAAAUAUGCUCUAAUAUGUGUGAAGUCGGUGGUAAUGUUAUUGUAUAAUUCAUGAGUUUUCUGAAAAGUGUGGUAGCCUUAGCUGUCA
Messenger RNA from Phragmites australis (common reed), 1002 nucleotides. RefSeq lists its product as uncharacterized. Bases 191 to 790 code for a protein of 199 amino acids. Lineage: Eukaryota; Viridiplantae; Streptophyta; Magnoliopsida; Poales; Poaceae. The transcript is spliced from 3 exons. The record is from RefSeq and is a predicted model, not a curated record.